Nymphalis io (European peacock) is the source of this 2420-nucleotide messenger RNA. It is a transcript of the gene CNPYb, whose product is annotated as protein canopy 4. The record is from RefSeq and is a predicted model, not a curated record. Gene Ontology annotation, molecular function: signaling receptor binding. NCBI's taxonomy places the organism in Eukaryota, Metazoa, Arthropoda, Insecta, Lepidoptera, Nymphalidae. The coding region runs from base 238 to 873 and encodes 211 amino acids. The transcript has a single exon. Gene Ontology annotation, cellular component: endomembrane system.
AUAAAUUGUAAUAAAAGCUUCUAUCUAUGUAGAACUCAUAUAGCACAUGAGUACUUUGAAGUUCAAGUAGGUAUGUACAAAAAUUGUCUGUACAUUUACUUCAGCGUACAUUUUUAGACAACUAUAGCAAUAAGCUACCAAUUAAUCAAUCAAAGACUACUCAUUUAUUUUAAACCUAAUUUUAUAAAAUCAUUGAACAAUAUUUUUCUUGUCUUGAACCUACUCCAUUUGACCAUAAUGAUUGGCCGGUUUUUAUUACUUAUAUCGUGUUUUACUGUAGUUUUAAGUAAUACCAAUGUUGAAGUUAAAAACGAAGAAGAUUUAGGUGUUAAAUAUGCAAAUCGGUGUGAAGUAUGCAAAAUAUUAGCUACAGAAUUGCAAAAUAGACUAGAAGAAACGGGUAAAAUACACGAAGUUCUUGAAAUAGGAUACUCUCUUGAUGAUGUGCAACCAAAGAAGAGAACUAAAUAUCAAAAGUCUGAAUUAAGGUUGAUUGAAUCAUUGGAAGGCGUGUGUGAAAAAAUUUUGGAGUACAAUAUACAUAAAGAAAGACAAGAUAGUACAAGAUUUGCAAAAGGCAUGAGUCAAACAUUCAAAACGUUGCAUGGACUUGUUGACAAAGGUGUGAAAGUUGAUUUAGGCAUUCCAUUUGAACUGUGGGACAAACCUUCAGCUGAAAUCACAUACAUGAAAACUCAAUGUGAAAGUCUUCUUGAAGAAAAUGAAAGUGAAAUAGAAGAUUGGUAUUGGAAUUUUCAAGGCGAAGUUGAUUUAAAGCACCACUUGUGCACAAAUCAUGCUUUGAAAGACAUAGACAACUCUUGCUUAUUUGAAGAUGUAAAAGGUGACUUAGGUGAAAAGGAUGAGCUCUAACUUUUAAAAUCCAUAAUCUUUCAAAACUUGCUAGUGAUUAUAAGAUUUAUGCUUUAGCAAAACUAUGGCUAUGUGAACAAUAUUAAGACACUUAUGAUUUUGUCAUACAUAACUUAUUUAAGUGAAUGAUUAAGUCAAAAAUAUUUAAUAAUGAUAUAAAUGUGAGAUCUAAAAUAUUAAAACCAAUUAAAAACUUGCUGUGCAGCAAGAUUUUAUAAAUAAUACUAAUAAUAAUAUUACUAUAAGUAUGUAGUACAGAGAAAUUAGUAAUAAAAACCAUCCAAUUAGUCUUAAGUUUGUUUAUAAUUAAAUUGUAUAGAUUAAAGGUUCAAUACAAUAUUACAAAGAACAAAAAACUGUUGUACCUUAUUCUAUAAUAUAACUUUAAACAAUUUACUUUAAAUUACAGACAUUUUAUAGUGCAGCAUCUUCAUAAUUGAUAUUUUUUAUAACUUCUCUAUUAUAAAAAUGGUAAUAAAAAUAAUAUCAUAAAACUUAUCAUGUUUACAAUGUUAAUGUAAAGCUGGAAGUGAUAGAAAACCUACAAAAAUACAUGUUAUUUAUUAUUUAAAAUUAUCAGAUUGACAUUUUGUAAUAUGUGUAAUUUAAUAAAAUCUUAUAAUUACAGUACAUUAUUAUCAUUGAUAGGUUGAUUUGAGCAUUAACAAUAUCCAGAUAAUUCAACCUGCCAUAGAUGUUUACCUAAUGCAAAAUAUCUAAUUAAAUUAAAUAAAAAUAGUCCUAAGUGUAAUAAAAUAAUUUUUGAAUAUAAUAAUGUCUUUGUUUUGUUUAACUUAUCUCUUAACAUCUAUGUUUAAAAUAUAUCAAAUCAAAGAUUAAAGCUAUGGAUGAUUAUUUCUAAACCUACAUGAUGGAGGUUUGCCAGAAGGGAAGUGUACAGAAUUGAUAGAAAAAGUAUAAGGAUUACAAACAAUGAAGUUACAAUGGCUUUAGUUUUAAAAUUAAAUAAAAAUAAUUAAUUUCAUAUUUAAUUAAAUUAUAUUCACAUUCAAAGAUAAUGGUAAUAAUGUAUAAGUUAUUGUCAAGUUUUUCUAAAUUGGAUGAAACUAAAGUUGUUUUCAAUCAAACUUUUUUUGAUUGAGUACUAUAUAUUAUAAAAAAUGAUUAUUAUUGGAUCAUAAAAAUGCGUUGUAACUACCUGUUAAGAACUAAAAUAAGUUACAUGUGGGUUAACAGGAAGGAGUGUAGGAGUUCUGAAUAAUGAUAGUGUGGUUUAUUUUAUACCUAUAUAAUUAUUUCAGUAUAUAUAGUGUAGCACUAUGUAUGUAUGCUGUUGUAUAAUUAACCAAAUUAUAACAAUAAUUUAUUACACUACAGUUAGUUCAAUAUUUAAUCUUUAAAGUGAACUAUAUGCGUGGAUGUAUGUGAAUUUGACUAUAUAUUGUUAUAUUAAGUGUACAAACAUAUACAUUAAUCUAACACAUGAGUGCACUGAGAACCCAUAUUAUGUAACUGUUAUACUGCAUUAAUAAUAACAAAAUGAUAAUUCAAGCUAGAGAAUUUCGUUAAUAAAUUUAUUAAAUAUA